AAACCCCAGAUGACAAGAAAUAUAUAGAGACAAGAGUUGGAAGACAAAAGAAAAAUUAGAAGAAAAAAACAACCUUGAAUGGGGUAUAUGCAAGGAAAAGUUGUACGUGGGUGUUCCUCGUCAGUGUCAACCAAAAAGCUUUUUUACAACUCAGAAACCCUCUCUCUCUCUCUCUCUCUCUCUCUCUCACACACACACACACACGCAGGAAGAGGAAGCCUUAUAAUCUAAGUGUUUCCUAUAUUAAGACCUUGUAACUGCAAAAAAGUGAUGCAUCCUUCCAUAUAUUUGCAUAGUAAAGAACACAUUUAUUACUUCAUCAAUAAAUAUUUGAUCUUUGCUUGCUAGCUAGCAAACCCAACCCAAAAUUUCAUCACCCACAAGGAGGAAAUUCCCACAACAUUAAUUUUCUCAAUAUGGGCCUUCCAAGACUAGAGCCACCUCUCUCUGAAACUUCAUCCAUCAUCUCUGUUUCAGAUGCUCAACCAUGCCUAAAAGCCUCCCCAAAAGAUGGAAAACAACAGGAAAAAGAAGAUCUUGUAUUGGAUCUAAGCCUCUCCAGCAAGGAUUCCAAUCGUGGGUCGAAGCCAGAACUCAAUCUCAUAGACUCUUUCGUUGUAAACUCACCUGAUGAUCAUCAAGGUAAUGAAACCGAGCCACGGGUUUUCUCGUGCAACUAUUGCCAGAGGAAAUUUUAUAGCUCGCAGGCUCUCGGAGGACACCAAAAUGCGCACAAACGGGAGCGGACGCUCGCAAAAAGAGGUCAGAAAAUCACCGCCGGUUUCGGAAACCGAUACCCUAUCAUGGCUUCUCUACCUUUGCAUGGCUCUUUCAACAGGUCUCUUGGAAUUCAGGUCCACUCCAUGAUUCAGAAGCCCGCUUACCAAUCAUCGACCGUUGGUUCGUCUUAUCUCUACGGGCAAAACGGGUGGUCAAGACAGCCGUUUGAUCAACAGCCAGCUAUUGGACGGCUUGCAUCGGAGAAUUACGCCGGAGUGGCAAUAUCGUCGCCCACGAGUACUAGUGUUGGAGCUGCAAGAUUCGAUAGCGUUCGUAAGUUUUCUCCGUCGACUGAGGGAAUUGGAGGGUUUUGGUGGGAUAGCGUUGGUCGUUUGAAGACUAAACCAGACGAGUUGCAGAAGCUCGACUUGUCCCUUAAGCUCUAAGUAGUUUUCUUUUUUCCCCUUCUUUCUUCUGGUUUUUUUCUUUUUCUUUUUCUUUUUCUUUUUCUUUUCUCAAUUGAUCGAUUUAGAAGUGACUUUUCAUUUAAUGUUUGGUUGCAACUUUUGUAAAUGCUUUUCGGCUACGGAAGAAGACAUUUGGUAAAUUACUUGCUAAA
This is a messenger RNA of Alnus glutinosa, 1339 nucleotides long. Its product is annotated as zinc finger protein 1. Bases 417 to 1166 code for a protein of 249 amino acids. The transcript has a single exon. The record is from RefSeq and is a predicted model, not a curated record. NCBI's taxonomy places the organism in Eukaryota, Viridiplantae, Streptophyta, Magnoliopsida, Fagales, Betulaceae. Gene Ontology annotation, biological process: negative regulation of abscisic acid-activated signaling pathway.